Messenger RNA from Hypoxylon trugodes, 1071 nucleotides. RefSeq names its product translation initiation factor eIF4e. The coding region runs from base 169 to 945 and encodes 258 amino acids. The record is from RefSeq and is a predicted model, not a curated record. Gene Ontology annotation, cellular component: eukaryotic translation initiation factor 4F complex. Gene Ontology annotation, biological process: translational initiation. The transcript is spliced from 3 exons. Gene Ontology annotation, molecular function: translation initiation factor activity; RNA 7-methylguanosine cap binding. NCBI's taxonomy places the organism in Eukaryota, Fungi, Ascomycota, Sordariomycetes, Xylariales, Hypoxylaceae.
CUUCAUCUUUCCUAUUUUUCUUUUUACUUUUCUUGUCCUCAUCCCUUAUUUUUAACGGUCUUGGAUUGUUCUGGGAGACAACGCAUUGUCUUUGUCUUUUUUCUCUAUCUCGAUCUUACCUUUGCGACUUAUGAUAAGUGACCAGUCUCGCAUUGUAAGCAUUUAAAAAUGGCUGCACGACCGACGCUUUUCACGAGGGGGCUUUCGUCGCUUUCCCAGAGCACCGAUGCCAACUCCCCGAAUGUCAGCUCGCCCGCCGAACAACGAGACGAUGCGAAGCGCAACUUAUUCAAGACUAUGCGCCCGCUGCCAACCCAACACUAUUGGAAUGUCUACUUUGACAGACAAGCAAAGGAGCAGAAGAAGGAAGACGAGAGCAAUUACCAGGCGUCAUUAGAACAGUUGGGAACACAGAUCGAAUCCGUCCAAGACUUCUGGCGAUACAACAACAAUACCCCGGUCGACCAGAUCAAGAUGCGCGAAUCUAUCUACCUAUUCAAGAGCGGGUUCCGACCUAUCUGGGAAGACCGUCGUAAUGUAUUGGGUGGUAGUUGGACAUUCCGCGUACCCAAGAGCUCAGGGCCGGACUUUUGGACUCGAAUCCAAUUGAUGGCGAUCGGUGAGAAGCUACAAGAGGCGUUGGAAGAAGGCGACCAAAUUUGUGGUGUCGGCCUAUCUGUGCGAUUCAACUCCCACCUCAUCUCGAUCUGGCACCGCGACGCGUCGAAGCAGAAGUCUAUUGAUGGCAUGCUACAAGCUGUUCUCGAUGACUUACCUCCCGAGCUAACCCCAAAGUCCGAUAAUUACUUUUACAAGAAGCACUCAGACCACCCAGGCUUUAACCCGCCACCUGAGCUACAGGCUGUCCUCGACUCUCGGAAGAGAGCUGAGGAAGCUGCUGCUGCUAACAAGAAUGCUAACGUUACCGUUACGCCGGCUGAGUAGAUGUGCUUAUUCAAAAUGGAAAAUGAAAUAUUACGACGUAUGGAAGCAGAAAGAAUUGGAUUAUCAGCAAAUAGCGGAACUAUUCGGUUUAUGACCACCUUUUAACGAUUCGCAGAGUGUAUUUAC